Molecule: messenger RNA, 2027 nt
Organism: Pseudomassariella vexata
Lineage: Eukaryota; Fungi; Ascomycota; Sordariomycetes; Amphisphaeriales; Pseudomassariaceae
Product: gephyrin
Exons: 1
Coding region: 82-1740 (552 amino acids)
Biological process (GO): Mo-molybdopterin cofactor biosynthetic process; molybdenum incorporation into molybdenum-molybdopterin complex
Cellular component (GO): cytosol; cytoplasm
Molecular function (GO): molybdopterin molybdotransferase activity
Source: RefSeq, a predicted model, not a curated record
GGCGUCCCUCGGUGUAACGCCUUGUGAGUAACCAACACUUCAAUAUCUCUAAGAUGUGUAAACUGAUAUGAGGCAGUCGCCAUGAUGUCUCGGCCAGUAGCGGGGAUAAGGAACAAAUCUGUCAUCAUUACCCUGCCAGGGUCACCUAAAGGCGCAAAAGAGAACUUGCAGGCUGUGCUCAAGACGUUGCCUCAUGCAUGUCUCCAGGCUGCUGGCAUGGAUUCUAGAGUUAUGCAUGCCGGCGGCGUCAAGAAGCUCGAGGCCGAUGCUGGGAUCAAGUCCGGACAAACCCCUGGCGGAUCUCACUCCCGCUCCCACGAUCACAACCAUGAUCAUGGCCACUCCCACGGCCACGGGGGUCUCGUAAGGCAUACAGCACCUGGUGCGAACCCCAUGUCGAACGACCCAAGUCUGGGGCCGAGCAGGAGGAAUCGGGAGUCGCCAUACCCGAUGCUUUCGGUCGACGACGCUCUCGCACAAAUUCAAGAGCAUACCCCUGAUCCAGAAUUAACCACCUCCAAAGUCGAUAGGAGCCUUCCCGGAUCCGUCCUAGCCGAGGAUGUGAAAGCCAAGGCAAACGUACCGGCUUUCCGAGCCAGUAUUGUCGACGGAUAUGCCGUUGUGGUGCCCAAGGAUGGCAACAUGAAGGGUGUCUUCCCUGUGGUCUCAGUGUCUCACGCCGCACCUGGAGAAGCAAAGGCUUUAAAGGAAGGCGAGAUCGCUAGAAUCACAACCGGUGCGCCACUGCCGCUGGGCGCUACCUCGGUCAUCAUGGUCGAAGACACGGUGUUAAAGACAAUGACCGACGACGGAAAGGAGGAGAAAGAGGUUGAGAUUCUGGCUGAAAAUGUCAAGGACGGGGAGAACAUCCGCGAAGUUGGGAGCGAUAUCAAGGCUGACACUCAGAUCCUCAGCAAAGGAGAGAAUAUCUCAGCCGUUGGAGGCGAAAUCGGUCUUCUCGCAGCAGUGGGCGUGGGCGAAGUGAAAACCUACCGCCGCCCCGUUAUCGGCGUUUUAUCCACGGGAGACGAGAUCGUCGAGCACGACCGACCGGGUGACCUGCGACUCGGCGAGGUCCGCGACACCAAUCGCAUAACCCUCAUGUCGGCAGCGAAGGAAUGGGGCUACGACGUCGUGGACCUGGGCAUCGCAGCAGACAAGCCGGGAAGCCUGGAGGAGACCCUCAGGGACGCCCUGCGCAAAGUGGAUCUUAUCAUCACUACGGGAGGCGUCUCCAUGGGCGAGCUCGACCUCCUGAAACCGACCAUCGAGAGAUCCCUCGGCGGCACCAUCCACUUCGGCCGCGUGGCCAUGAAGCCCGGCAAGCCUACUACCUUCGCCACCGUGCCCGUCAAGAAUAACGCCGGCGAGCGCGUUUCUAAGGUCAUCUUCUCGCUCCCUGGCAACCCGGCCUCGGCCGUCGUCACGUUCCACCUGUUCGUGCUGCCUUCGUUGCACAAGAUGAGCGGUGUUUCUCCCGUGGGGCUGACGAAGGUCUCGGUUGUGCUGGCGCACGAUUUCAGUCUGGAUAAGAUCAGACCAGAGUAUCAUCGUGCUAUUGUUUCCGUGACCAGGGAUGGGAGGCUCGAAGCGGCGAGUACGGGCGGGCAGCGCAGUUCAAAAGUGGGGAGUUUGAAGGGGGCAAAUGCUUUGUUGUGUAUGCCGCCCGGGACGGGACCGUUGAGGGAGGGGGAGAGGGUUGAUGCGCUGCUGAUGGGUGGGGUGAGGAGUCUGGGGUAAUGAUCAGCAGAGACUAUGCCGAACUGCUAUGGGGUGCCAGCAAUAUGCGGUUCAAUGCAAGCCUUGUGAGAGAUGCGAAAUUAAUUAGUGACUUGUCUUCGUAUCCGAGUCAUAAUAUCAUCAACUGAUUCCCAAGUCCCCAGUAAACUUGCAUUUCAACUUAACAUGGCACUCAGUUCAGUUACUCAUUACCAAGCUUCAUUCAGGGUUAUCUCCCAACUAGAAACACAAUUCGCCAUGAGGUUUUGAACUGACCCUGGCAAGGCCCAAUCUCGGAAAAGACCAGC